AUAGCCACCAGCCCCUUUGGCCAGCCAUGCAGAUCCUGACCUGCCCCUCCAAGUUGAGGUUGCUUGAGACUGUGCUACAACGUCACCUGCCCCAGGCUCUUCCGGCCUACGGAGCUGUGAUGCACAUCAACCGUAGAAAUCCAGCUCAGCACGAAGUGGUGGUGGACUCUUGGCCGGAGUUUAAAGUUGUCGUUACCCGCCCAUGUAAGGAGGUGGUGAAAGACAAGCAGGAUUACUACGCCAACCUUCAUACUGCUUUCUACUUGGAUGUAGACGCCUGGCGAACACUGUUGGAAAAUGCAGAUGCCAUUGACUGGGGAAAGGCCUUUCAACUUCAAGGGCUCCAAGAUGGCGUAUAUGAAGCUGCCAAAGAUAUUGCAGAGUCCAGACGUGUCAAUCUUAAGCCAUACUUCUACCAGACAUCACUGCAUCCUGACCCAUCUGCCUACUGUCAGAGCCGGUACGAAAGUGGCCUCUUCUACUUGGGCAGCCUCAACUCCUCUCAUUCAUCUCUGCUCAAUGAGAACUGGAGUGUUGGGCGCAAUGAAUGGAGCCUGCGCUAUCUGGACAGCCUGAUCCGCAACUUCCCAAGUGCUUGCCUCCUGGACAAAGAAGGCCAGCUGGUUUCCUGGUGCCUUAGUGAUCCAAUGGGUUGUUUGACACAUGGCUACACCCUCCCUCAGUACCGAGGACAACGCUGUGUGGCAGCUGUGACAAGGGCAACAGCUGUGAAGUUGCACGCAUGUGGGUUCCCCCUGUAUGGUGGGGUUUUGGCAGACAAUCUGCCUAGCAAACAGGCAUUGAAGCGUCAAGGAUUCCACAUCUUGCCCUUGACAAAGUAUGCACUUUUCUUUACACCAAGCCUCCAGCCCACAAGAUAG
Molecule: messenger RNA, 881 nt
Organism: Zootoca vivipara (common lizard)
Lineage: Eukaryota; Metazoa; Chordata; Lepidosauria; Squamata; Lacertidae
Source: RefSeq, a predicted model, not a curated record